Abrus precatorius (Indian licorice) is the source of this 5213-nucleotide messenger RNA. RefSeq names its product ataxin-3 homolog. Gene Ontology annotation, biological process: protein deubiquitination. Gene Ontology annotation, molecular function: cysteine-type deubiquitinase activity. Lineage: Eukaryota; Viridiplantae; Streptophyta; Magnoliopsida; Fabales; Fabaceae. The record is from RefSeq and is a predicted model, not a curated record. Gene Ontology annotation, cellular component: nucleus. The transcript is spliced from 2 exons. Bases 221 to 1345 code for a protein of 374 amino acids.
CACCCAACAUUUUUACUUUAUUUUCGUCAUCAUUUCAUUUUUUCAUUUAUUUAUCCGUUGCGCUACGAGCCCGAUUCUUUCCCCUUCUCACUUUCUAUCUUCCCUCACACACAACCCAAACGAGCAAGAAUAUAAGAAACGUAAAUUGCAAUUAGGGUUUAUAGUUCAUUGUUCUUGUUCUUGUUCUUGUUCUUGUUCGUGGAUUGAAAUUGCGAGUUAUAUGAUGAUGGAAGGAGCGAGCAAUGGAGGGAUGCUGUACCACGAGGUACAAGAGUCGAAGCUAUGCGCGGUGCAUUGCGUGAACACGGUGUUGCAGGGUCCUUUCUUCUCCGAGUUCGAUUUGGCCGCUCUUGCCUCCGAUCUCGAUUGCAAGGAGCGUCAGGUGAUGCUACCUGCACUCUCCUCUGGUGAUUUCGAGUCCCACAAUGUCUCGCUCGACGGCGAUUUCAGCAUCCAGGUUUUACAAAAGGCUCUGGAAGUGUGGGACCUACAAGUUAUUCCCCUUGACUCUCCAGUUGCUGAGCCUGCCCAGAUUGAUCCUGAGCUGGAAAAUGCUUUCAUUUGUCAUUUGCAAGACCAUUGGUUUUGCAUUCGUAAAGUGAAUGGGGAGUGGUAUAACUUUGACAGUCUCUAUGCUGCCCCACAGCACCUUUCCAAGUUUUAUCUCUCAGCUUAUCUCGACUCUUUGAAAGGAUUUGGGUGGAGCAUUUUCUUGGUCAGAGGAAAUUUUCCAAGAGAGUUCCCCAUAUCCUCAUCUGAAGCUUCUAAUGGUUUUGGGCAGUGGCUUUCACCUGAAGAUGCUGAGAGAAUAAUUAAGUCUUGCAACUCAGUACAGGCUCCUCAACAGAGAAUUAAUGAGAGCCAACAACAUUACGAUCAGUUUCUUUCACAUGGGGAAGCUGAUAUGUUUUCAAACAUGGAAGAUGAGGAUCUAAGGGCUGCAAUAGCAGCUAGUCUGAUGGAUUCGUGCCCAGCUGUUACCAAUGCUGAUGCCAGUACUCCUCAAAAUGAUGAUCAAUGUAGUAAACAAGUGGCAACCACUGAAGCUACCCCUCUAAAUGAUCAACACAACAAAAAAAUGGAAUCCAUUGAAGCUAGUCUACCUCUCAACGAUCAACGCAACAAACAUGUGGCUGCUACUGAAGUUGGUUCUCCUCUUAAUGAUCAACACAACAAAAUAGUGAAAUCCAUUGAAGCUAGUCUACCUCUCAACGAUCAAUGCAACAAACAUGUGGCAGCUACUGAAGCUGUUUCUAUUCUUAAUGAUAAAAACAGGCAAGAAGUGGCAUCCACAGUAAGUGGGAACCCUCAAGAUGAAAACCAGAAUAAAGAAAAAACUGUCUGAAAGUGUGCACUCAUUUGCUCCUGAUUUGUUUUUGCAAUUGAGGACAAUAAUCUUUACCAGUUUAGGUGGUGGAAACAUACGUCAAUGGCUUAAAAUCAUGGUGCUGUGCAGAAUACACACUCAAAUCGAUUGCAUUAUGUAAACUGUAAGGAAAACCCUUCAGCAUUUCCGUCCGAUUAUUAUGGUUACCAAGUUUUGACAAUGUUCUAUAAAACCCUUUGGCACUUCUAUCUGAUUGUGAUUGCUACCAAGUUUUGACGAUGCUGCGUGCUAGAAUACCACUAAAAAAAAGUUGUUUUGGCCGAAAAUACCGUUGCGAUGACAAGUCAAUUUUAUAGUUAAGGUAUAUGUUAAUUACCGGAUUAUAAGAUUUAUUGUUUUUCAGAUAUUAGGUGAGAAGAAAUACCUAAUAUUGUUUUUAAUAUAUACUUUAAUUUCCCCAUCAAACUAAGGACCACAGGGAAAAUCAUCUCUUUUUACGUGGAUCAUAUAUACAUGUAUAUUAGAUUAUUAAAGUUAACGAUGAUGAUAUAAUAGCUUCAUACAAUUCGUGAUAUGAACAGCACAACGGAAAUGAGAAAAAAAAUAUAACAACUCCUAAUAAAGAAACUCAGGUUUUCUCUACCUAAUAUGAAAGCUAGAUACCGAACAAUCCCACCUCACCUAUAGCACAUACAAUAGGCAAUAACAGAAAAGAUCUUCCCACCCCCCCCCCCCCCCCCUCUCUCUCCUUUGACAAACUCCAUUUCUACUUAUGCCAACCUUGACCCUUUCCCUAAUAAUCCACUCAUCUUCUUAUAUGGCUUCUUCAAUUGUCUUCCCCUUCUAACAAGUAGCUUCUGAUUAAUUUUCUCUCCCCUUUUCAUUAUACUCCUCAAAGUUAACACAGAUUCAGAUUCUAUUAUGUCAGCACUGUCAUUGUCCAAACUAGUAGGAAACUCUAACUCAGCUUGGUAGUUCUUUUGUGCCUUCUUUAAUAAAGACACAUAAAAGACCAGAUGAACCUUGGAAAAAAGAGGCAACUUCAAGCGGUAAGUAGACCUGUCAAAAAGGGUUAAGGCUCCAGGGCCAGCCCUACCCAACUUUAAAAUAACCCAUCUAGUCCUAAAUAUUAUAUUGAUUAAAAAUAAUAAUUUGACUCUAAGUUAUUUAGCCUAUAAUGUAUGGGUUAGGGUAGGGUUAUCCAUAGGUUAGUCCUGACCCAUGAAUUUUAUCCAAAAUCUCAAAUUUUACCUGAAUUUUAGCAACCAUAACUCUAUACUGGCUCUCCAAGCUUCGUGUUCAUUCUGCUUCUCUUCCACUAUUUUGUUUCGCUUCCACCGGCCGCUUCUAUAAAAAGGUAUGUCAUGACUCAACAAUUUAUUCUACAUUUAUGCAUUUGUGUUGUGGGGCACAUGUGUCUCAGAAACGGUGGUGUUAGUGUUGGUUGUGAGUUUGGAAGUGAAGGGUUUGGUGGGGAAGUAACUGUAGAGGUUGAUGGAUUUGAUGAGUCUUUGAAGCAGAGAAGGAGAUCUAUCAAGUUGGGAGUGUUCAUGUUUAUGGGUUUGAGUUUGAAAUUGUGGGGCAUUGUGAAAAUGGAGGUUUUAAAGUUGAUGUUUUCUCAUAUACGUGUUUUAUUGAAGCAUAUUAUUGUGAGAAAGAUUUCCGCAAAGUGGACCAAGUUUUGGAGGAGAUGAGGGGAAAUGGGUGCACCCCUAAUGCUGUGACUUAUACCAUUGUGAUGCUUCCUUUGGGGAAGGCACGCCAAUUGAGUGAAGAUUUGGAGGUUUAUGAUAAAAUGAAGGGUGAUGGCUGUGUUCCUAACACUCCAUUUUAUAGCUCAUUGAUAUUUAUUCUUGGCAGUACUGGCUAGUUGAAGGAUGCAAAGUGUUUGAGGAUAUGCCCAAGCAAGGGGUGGUGCGUAAUGUGUUGACAUACACUACUAUGAUUAAUAUUGCUUGUACAUACUCACGAAAAGAGACUGCUCUUACGUUGCUUAAGGAAAUGGAAGAUGGAUCAUGCAAGCCUAAUGUUGAGACGUAUCAUCCUUUGCUCAAGAUGUGCUACAAGAAGAAGAGAAUGGAGUUGAUCAAAUUUUUGUUGGAUCACAUGCUCAAAAAUGAUGUCACCCUUGAUUUGGAAACUUAUUCUUUCUUGGUACAUGGUACGUGUAGAAGUGGAAAACUUGGGCAUGCUUGCUCAUUACAUUUAGACUGACUUUCUUUUGUUAUAAAUGAUUUUAUGUAAAUUUAAAUUGUUUAUAGAAAUUAUGUUACUGCACUGAUGUUUAAUUGCUUACAAAAUAUUUGGUUGUAUCUUGCAUGUUUAAUUGUUAACAGAAAUUCUCAAGAUUGCUACUUAAGAGAGUGUAGCUAUUGUUUUGAUAUGAUUGAUAGUUAGGAAUGAAAUUAAAAUUAAGUUAGAAAUUUGUAAUUGCUGGAACUUUUUGGCCUUUGAAACUCUAACCCUAACCCUAGCCUUGUGAACUUUUUGGCCUAUAGGACUUUUGAUUUAUUGGGCUUUUUAGCCCACAGGGCUUUUUGGCCCUAACCCAUAUGGACUAGGGUUAAGGCUGGGCCAAUUAGGCUUUUGGACAUCUCUAGCGGUAAGCUACUUCACCUAUCCUUUCUAGUACUUCAAAAGGAUCAUAGUACCUUGCACCCAACUUUGGACUAAUUUUGGCACCCACCGAAUAUUGCCUAUGCUGCUUCAGCUUGAGGAACACCAAGUCGCCCACCUAAAAAAUCUUCUCAUUUCCAUGCUUAUCAGCUUAUGUCUUCAUCCUCUCUUGAGCCCUCUCUAAAUGAUUCUUCAAUUGCUUCAAUGCCUCAUCACGAUCUUGCAAAUCCCUUUGCACGACUCGCACUUUUACUUCUCCUUGGACACUCUUCACAAGCAUUGGAGGCUUGCGGCAAUAAACAACCUCAAAAGGAGUGGUCGGAGUGGAUUCAUAGUAAGUAGUAUUGAACCAAUAUUCAGCUCAAGAAAGCCACAUUGCCUAUUCCUUAGGUUGAUCUGUGAUGAAACACCUCAAAUAGGUUUCUAAGCAGCUGUUAGUGACUUCGGUUUGACCAUCCAUUUGAGGAUGGUAAGCCAUACUCAUCUUUAGGAAAGUCCCCUGCAUCCUAAAGAACUCUUUCCAAAAUACACUCUUGAACAAAGGAUCCCGGUCACUAAUAACAAAAUUUGAGACGCCAUGUAAUCUUACCACUUCCUUCACAAACAAUUUAGCUACUGCCCAAGCGGUGUAAGAGUGUUUUAAUGGGAUGAAAUAGCUGUACUCGGACAACCUAUCCACCACCACCAAGAUCGCCUUAAAGCCCUUUGAUCUUGGUAACCCUGGUGAUGAAAUCAAUGGUAAUGUCUUCCCAUAUUUUCUCUCGAAUUGGAAGAGGUUGUAGUAAACCUCAAGGAGCAGUGAUCAUAUACUUUGACGUUGACAAACGUCAUAGGCUUGCACAAAUUUCAUAGUGUCUCUUUUCAUUCCCUUCUAGAAUAAAUUAGUGGCCAAUCGCCUAUGAGUGCGGUAGAAUCUAGAAUGUCCUUUUUGAGGAGUUGUAUGAAAUUCUUCUAUUAAUUUAGCAAUCCAAUCAGACUUCUCAAAAACAACCAACCCACCCUUGUAGAAUAGGAUCCCUUGCUUGUAAGAAAAUCCUGGAUAUUCUCCUUGUCCUUGCUUUAGAUCUACGAUAAGUUUCUACCACUUGUCAUGCUCAUGAUGUAACGUCCUUAUUUCAAAUUCAGUACAUAUAAAUAAUUUUUCAUUUCAAUUCAAUUUCAAUAUGAAAUUUGGAUACCAUAAAAUUUUCUCGAAAGUAAUUACUACAAUUUAAUCAAAUAUUUCCAUUUAAAUCAAUAGAAUAGUGAAAUAGCAUAAAACUUCCGAAAU